AUGCUCUACGGCACUACGCUCAGAGUGCCCGGGGACUUCUUCGCUACGGAGAGCCAGCCCGUCGCAAACCCUGCCACCUUCGUAGAAGGGGUUGACGCCAUCCGCAAGCUCCUCCAGCCUCCGUACACGGGCCCCCACCAGGUCAUUCGCUCGGUCGAUGACAAGACCUACGUCAUCCAUGUCAACGGCUCUCAUCGCACGGUCUCCACGGACGCCCUGAAGCCGGCUUACGUCGAGGCCACUGACUCUUCUCCCUUAGGAGACCAGCCAACCAACCCUCCCAACGCGCCUCCUGCGGACUCCUCGCCGGCACCAAAGCCCCCCGCGGCGACUCCUGAGACAGCCCCCAAAGACGCCCCUCCAAAGAAGCGGGUUUCAUUUAGCCCGUUACCCACGGACCUCUCUGGGGAGGGAGUGGUUGUGGUGCCUUCGACUAUCGAUCGUCAAAGCACACACAGGCGGUCGAUGCAAGCAGCAGCUGAAGCCACGCGAGGUCUUCGCGCUGUCCACGCCCAGCAGCGCUGCCGCUGCCUUCUCUAG
Molecule: messenger RNA, 540 nt
Organism: Copidosoma floridanum
Lineage: Eukaryota; Metazoa; Arthropoda; Insecta; Hymenoptera; Encyrtidae
Product: pre-mRNA-splicing ATP-dependent RNA helicase prp28-like
Source: RefSeq, a predicted model, not a curated record